AUGCCACCGCAGCCGCCCACAGCGAGCGCCUCCAUGCCACCACAGCCGCCGAACCGGGUUCAACAUGCCACCUCACUCCCCCCCAGCUACUAUGCCGCCCGGGCUCAGAAGCGCCACGCCAGGUCCAAGCGCUCUGAUAAGUCGCACUCACGCAAGCAUGUCAAAAUUGAGCCCCCCACGCCUGCCCCGGUCAAGAGUGCGGAGCGGCAGCAGGAGGAAGAAGGUCAAGAAGAAGAAGGCCAUGAUUUGUCCGAGGUCUUUGUCCCCUAUCGACCCCAAGAGACGGGUUGGGGCAAGCCGCAUCCAGCGCAAAUUGUUGAGCCAGCCUCGUUGGCCUCCGUCCACUUGCCAAAGGCCACCUAUCCCUUGCGCAAGUCACUUCCUGCCUCGGUGAUUGAUGAUGGCAAGCUGUCGGCCCUUCAGCUCGAGGGUGUCAUGUAUGCGUGUAUGCAACAUGAGCGUAUCCUACCCAACGGCUAUCGCCGUGCCAUCCUGAUAGGCGACGGUGCCGGUGUUGGCAAAGGGCGCCAGAUUGCAGGCAUUCUAUUUGAGAAUUUAUUGCACGAGCGCAAGCGACAUAUUUGGUUCUCUAUAUCCACGGACCUUUGUGCUGAUGCCGAACGUGACCUGCGUGAUAUUGGGUGCCAAGUCAACGUGAUUGAUGGCUGCCAGGAGUUGGACAAGAUGACAGAGCUGCCAGACGGCGUUCUCUUCUCAACCUACGCCACCCUCGUAUCGCCGGGCUCGCGCUUUUCCGCAGAAUCUCGUUACGAGCAGCUUGUACAGUGGUGUGGCCCCGAAUUUGAUGGCUGCAUCGUUUUUGAUGAGUGCCACAAAGCCAAGAAUUUACACCUCGAGAAGCCUGGGGCUUCGUCAAAGGUGGCGCUGCGAGUCAACGACUUGCAGCAAGCUUUUCCCAAAGCCCGUGUUGUCUACUGCUCCGCGACAGGCGUGACAGACCUUCGCAAUCUGGCCUACAUGGACCGCUUGGGCAUGUGGGGUCCAGGCCAAGCUUUUGCCAACUUUGAGGAUUUCAAGCGCGAAAUGUCACAAAAUGGCAUUGCUGCAGCGGAAAUGCUGGCAAUGGAACUCAAAGCGCAAGGCGUCUAUUUGUCUCGGACACUGAGCUACGAAAGUGCCGAGUUCAAUAACUGCGAUAUUAGUCUCACUGAAGCGCAGAUGGACCUCUAUAACCGUGCCGCCGACUUUUGGGGUAGGCUGUACCGAGCAGCGAGCAGGCUUGGCAAGGUGCCGCGUGCCUACUACGCAGCCCACCAGCGCUUUUUCAAGCAGCUAUGCCUUUCGAUUAAAGUCCCGCAAUUGGUGGCUCGUGUGAAGGAGGCGCUGGCCAGCGGAGAUCAUUGUGUUGUCAUUGGCCUGCAAUCGACGGGCGAAGCCCGUUUACAAGCGGCAUUUGCACGCGAGAGUGGCUAUCGAAAUAGCCUGGUGUCCUUGACAGAGGAAAUUGCGCGAGCUUUCAUCGAGAGCACCUUUCCAUGCCCGGGACGAGCGUUUGUGCCCCAUGCCGGACCGCCCACUCUGGGUGCUCAGUUGCUCGAGGAACUCAAAAAUUUGCGGCUACCACCCAGCCCGCUAGAUGACCUGAUUGACCAGUUGGGAGGACCGAGCGCGGUAGCGGAACUGACCGGUCGCAAGCAACGACAGGUUCGAGUGGGUCACACAUCUUCUUUUGUCAUUGAAGAACGAGCGGCAAUAAAUUGCGGACCCAUCGAUCCCACGGAUGGCAUCAACAUUGUCGAGAAAAAUGCCUUUUUGGAUGGUCGCAAGCUGAUUGCCAUCAUUUCUGAUGCUGCCAGCACAGGUCUCAUGUCUCUAGGCAUCUCGCUGCAUGCUGACGUGCGGCGUGAGAAUCAGCACCGCCGUGUGCAUUUCACGUUUGAGCUUCCUUGGUCUGCUGACAAAGCUGUGCAACAGCUUGGUCGGAGUCAUCGGUCCAACCAAGCGUGUGGACCACGCUACGAGCUCAUGUCGACAGAGCUAGCCGGCGAGAGACGAUUUGCAGCGGCCGUGGCCCGUCGCCUUCGUUUCAUGGGCGCUCUGACACGAGGGGAUCGACGGGCCGCCAGUGGCCAAGACAUGGGCAGCUGGGACAUUGAUACCAACUAUGGACGCCUUGCAUUGCGCGAAAUGGGCGGUCUUUUGCAAGAAAAGAAGAAACGAGAAUCAGCCUACAUGGCCAUGACGGUAUCUAGCAUUCUGAGUCUUGAGCGGAUUUUGGAACACGUGCCUGAAGGGCGGCUGCGAGCGCGCGUGUGUCAACUCUUUCCCACCGAUGACGCGCUCUUUCAAGGCUUGAAGGCAAACGCGAGGCGACUGCACAGCUCGCAGGCAUUCAAAUCCGUUUCUGCCUUUUUGAACGGUGUUCUUGGCCUGCCCGUGGAAGGCCAGAAUAUCAUGUUUGGUGCGCUCAUGGUCCUGCACCGCCGAACCAUUGAGCGUGCUAAAGAGGAAGGCAAAUACUCCGAGGGCAUUCACGAGAUUACCGGCGACAAGAUUCAGCUGGUGUCAGAACGAGACAUUACAUCUGAGGUGCAUCACACUGAGCUGACACGCGACCGCGGCAUGUCCUUUGAAGAGGCGCUGGACCGUUUGCAAGCCGCCCCUCCCGGAACUGCGCGUUUUAUGCUACAAUCGCGCGCCACCGGCGGCCAGCGUCGUUGCGUCUUGGUGACGGAAGCUCCAAAGCGCAACCCCCAGCACUCAACGACAUACUAUUUCUUUCGGCCCAACAUUGGCCAAGUCCGCCAUCGCUUUGGGGCACAAGAGCUGCUCUCGUACAAUGCGGUCGAGCCGAGCGCGGUCAAGAGCACCUGGCAGCGCAUUCAUUCAGAAGCUGAGCGGCUGUGCCUCCAUGGCCCUAAAUGCACAAUUCCCAAUUGUUCUUUCGGCAAGCGUCGCCAGCGCUUCCACAUUCUGUCCGGCCGCUUAGUCAAAUACUGGAAAACUUUGAGCGACCAUUUGUCACGACACUCGCGAUACUUGAUCGUGGCCGAGCGCAGCCUGAACAUUGCGAGAUGUUCACUGGGACAGAGAUCCUUUAUCGGCCUGCUGUGGCCUGAUGCCUUGGUUCAGGACCUUCCCAGCCUGUUCGUGCCCGUGGCAGCGCCAGCGCCAAAUCCAACUUCAAGUCUUGUUGAGCGUAGCUUGUUGGGUGACAGGCCGCAACAGCAUCACAAGCAUCCGCGCUUGGAGAGGACCAUACGAUCAGCGCCCGCGCAGCCCCAUGUAGCGCAGCCACGUUGGACACCGUCGACCGCCAGCUACACCAUGCCUUCGCAAGAAGCCUCCGCGGGCAGCCACGUGCCUCUUUUUAGUCGGGCAGCUGCAGGCCCGCCGAUAAAAAUGCAGCGAUCUGCUACAACACCUGCAGCAUCGCGAACAACAGAUUUCAUUGAUCUGACGCUGGACAGCGACGAUGAUAGCGGCAAUGACGAUGGCGCUAAAGUCAGCAGCAUCCCGACCAUGCGUGCGCACCUGCCAGGUCCAAUUUCGACACCAGGUGCGGCUCCGUCUAGCCACCCGGAGUCGAAACCUGAGCUGAAGAGCGCACCGGAUCAAGCCAGUGCCGUCAGGACCUCCACCUCGUCCCCUGAAGUCAUUGUCCUGGAUGAUGAUGAUGACAAUGAUGAUGAUGAUGAUGCUGAUUCGAAAGCUGUCACGGCCCCAUCCCAGCCCUCUCGGCUUGCCCAGCCCGGGCCGGUCUCGCUUCUUGCUGUCCCUGCACCGAUGGGUGGGGCUCACUGUGUAUCCCAAGAGCGAAGCAGUGCCCAGCAACCCGCUACCAGCACGUUGCCGCCUCAGCUUCCAAGGCACCAGAGCUUGGACGUCAAACCAGUUUUGCUUCCAGAGGGCAUUUGGACCGAAAACCAGCAGCUGACGAAUGGACCAACGCCCGAAGCGUCGACGCCUCACGAGCUACCGAUGCCGCCAGACACAGACUCGGAGGCAGAGGCUUCCGAGUGGGAUGAAGCCUCUGAUGCCGAAUCAGACGUGUCGAGUUUGCCGGACGUGUUUGUGUUAAGCUCACGAAGCACUGCCCCAUCACCCAAACGAUCAAAAUGGUCUCAACCCCCCGCUUAG
Messenger RNA from Monosiga brevicollis MX1, 4101 nucleotides. RefSeq lists its product as uncharacterized. Gene Ontology annotation, biological process: regulation of DNA-templated transcription. The record is from RefSeq and is a predicted model, not a curated record. The transcript is spliced from 29 exons. The coding region runs from base 1 to 4101 and encodes 1366 amino acids. Gene Ontology annotation, cellular component: nucleus. Lineage: Eukaryota; Choanoflagellata; Craspedida; Salpingoecidae. Gene Ontology annotation, molecular function: histone binding; chromatin DNA binding.